AUGAUUUCGGCUGUCAUUACAGCGCUCCUGCUUCUGGCUCCUAGCUGUGAGGGUCUGCCAACCAACGAGAGGCCUCUUUCUGGUAAAUGGUCAACACUGCCCAACAUCACGCGCGAUGGUUUCGAAUACCCUCGCCAAGAGCACGCAGCGGUCCUGGUUGGCGACGAGAUGUAUGUUCUUGGCGGCAUUCUGCCGUGGGAUGGCAAGGAAUACGCUACCACCAAUAUCGUCCAGAAAUACAACAUGAUAACCGGCACAUGGACAGAGACGGCACCCAUGCCUGCCGCUCUGAAUCAUGCCAAUGUCGCCGUCGUCGAUGACAAGAUCUACUAUCUUGGCGGCUUGGAAGCAGUCGAUGAAACGUAUUGGAAUGCGACAGGCAAGUCAGCAGUCUAUGAUCCCGCCACCGACGAGUGGACCGUACUGCCUAGCAUGCCCGAAGGACGAGAAAUUGGCAGUGCAGCGACUUUGGUUGUUGAUGACACCAUCUACCUCCCCGGAGGACUUGCAUACACAAACAUUACCUAUGAUCAGGAAGGAACAGUGUCCCGAUUCACAUCGUACAAUGUGAGAACCCAAGAGUGGACGACCCUGCCGGACCUGCCUGCCCCGCGGGAUCACGCUGGUAAAGGCAUCUAUCAGGAUAUGUUGUAUAUAUUGGGGGGACGAGAGUUUGGGAACAAGAACGUAGUGUCCACAGUGUUUGGAUUCAACCUCACCUCUCACCAAUGGUCGACAGCGUAUGAGCCCAUGCCUAUUGCGCGUGGGGGAGUCGCUUCUGCUACUAUCGGUUCUCAGACGUUCAUGGCAGGCGGAGAAGGGGACCGCCGUACUCCCACUGCCGUUUUCCCUGAGAUGCAGGCUUACGACGCCGCAAAAAAUACUUGGAUCGACUAUGCCGACAUGCCCCUACCAAUUCACGGGUCUGAUGCUGUGGUAUAUAAGGGCGAGAUUGUGAUUCCGGGCGGAGGAAUUGUGACAGGGGCGACUUUGACGCCAGUUGUUCAGACAUUCAAACCUCCUAUCCGGGAUUUGGGAGAGAAAAGCAUGACUCUGAUGGUUAUGGUAUAUCGAGUUAUUAUUGACUUACCCUGGAUGCUGCUCAAGAGAUGA
Molecule: messenger RNA, 1113 nt
Organism: Aspergillus lentulus
Lineage: Eukaryota; Fungi; Ascomycota; Eurotiomycetes; Eurotiales; Aspergillaceae
Source: RefSeq, a predicted model, not a curated record